Molecule: messenger RNA, 926 nt
Organism: Carassius carassius (crucian carp)
Lineage: Eukaryota; Metazoa; Chordata; Actinopteri; Cypriniformes; Cyprinidae
Product: microfibril-associated glycoprotein 4-like
Exons: 5
Coding region: 39-779 (246 amino acids)
Biological process (GO): elastic fiber assembly
Source: RefSeq, a predicted model, not a curated record
AAAUUCUUCAAGAAAAGGCAAGAUUGCAGUAAGAGAAGAUGGCAAUGAACGUGUUUGCUGUGGCUCUGCUCUCUGUUUUAAUGGGGUUUAUGGUGUCUGUUUCUAAUGGAUUAAAUCCGGUCGACUGCUCUGACAUCUAUAAAUCCGGACAAACCAUCAGUGGGGUCUGCUCCAUCUAUCCAGCAGGUGACGUUCCUGUCUGGGUUGACUGUCAGAUGAUCUCAGUUGGAAACAAUGAAGACAGAGGAGGAUGGACGGUGAUUCAGAGGAGAAUGGACGGCAGUGUAAAUUUCUAUCGGCCGUGGAAUCAGUACAAGGGAGGAUUUGGGAAUGUGGAGGGAGAAUACUGGCUGGGGCUGGAGAACAUGUACCAGCUGACACGCAACAGGAAGUACAUGCUGAGAGUGGAUCUGGAGGACUUUAAUGGAAGGAAAGGUUAUGCUGUGUACUCAUCUUUCUCUGUGGGUCCUGAAGCUUAUGGGUAUAAACUACAAGUUUCGGGAUUCAAAGAUGGAGGAGCAGGUGACUCUUUGUCCUACCAUAAUGGACAGAAGUUUUCCACCUUUGACAAAGAACAAGACAACGACAGCAGAAACUGUGCCAAACAGUUUCUCGGGGCAUUUUGGUACGAUGCCUGUCACCGUGCAAACCCCAACGGUGUGUAUUUGUGGGGUGAAGAUCCCACCAUUUUAGCCAUUGGAAAUGUUUGGUACACCUGGAAGGGCAAUUGGAAUAUCGGUAUGAAAUCCAUCACCAUGAAGAUCAAACUUGUGCCCUAAAGGAGCACACAUCUGAUGUUGUUUUCUCUAUAUUACAAAAUGCGAAGGUUUAAGGUUUUAUUUUCCUCAGUGUAAGCAAAUCAACAAGUAUUUGCUUUUGUCUUUUGAUUUACUUUUAUAUAAAUAAACUUCCAAUGAACUCCUGCA